Molecule: messenger RNA, 2173 nt
Organism: Hibiscus syriacus
Lineage: Eukaryota; Viridiplantae; Streptophyta; Magnoliopsida; Malvales; Malvaceae
Product: serine/threonine-protein kinase MHK-like
Exons: 18
Coding region: 426-1730 (434 amino acids)
Biological process (GO): protein phosphorylation; intracellular signal transduction
Cellular component (GO): nucleus; cytoplasm
Molecular function (GO): protein serine/threonine kinase activity; ATP binding
Source: RefSeq, a predicted model, not a curated record
UGCAAUUGGAGUUUUCAUUUUACUUCAUGUUUGUUUUCCGAGAAAAAAAAGAGCCCAACCCUGGUUUUGAUAUAUGGGGCAUCAGUUAAGCUGAGUGUAAAGAAAAUGGAUCAACGGAUGAAGUUUUACACUUGUUCUGGAGUUCCUUUUGAGGUCUCGUAGAUUCAUUGAGUUUAGAUGAUAAGUGGCCGCAGCUUGUAGAAGCUGCAGUUGAGGAUGUUGAUAAAUUUCUGGCUGAUAUUCUAUCACUCUUACGAUGAAAAGUCUUUUCCUUUCAGUAUCUUACAUUUCAUGCUACAGUUUAGCAGUAAACCAUAUAUGCAAGCUAGUGAUCAAGCCUAUGUCAAUACUGUAAAUACCUCUAUCUGGAGGUUUCUAGAACUGCAUUGACAAAUUGUUGAUUGUCAUCUGGUACAACUGCAAGAAUGGAAAGAUAUAAAAUUUCCGAGGAGCUUGGAGAUGGUACCUGUGGUAGUGUGUUCAAAGCCUUCAAUAUAGAAACAUUUGAGAUUGUUGCUGUGAAGAAAAUGAAACGAAAGUUCUACUUUUGGGAAGAGUGUAUGAAUCUAAGAGAAGUUAAGGCCCUUCGUAAACUAAAUCACCCUAAUAUUGUAAAGCUAAAGGAGGUUGUCAGAGAAAACAAUGAACUAUUCUUCAUUUUUGAGUACAUGGAACAUAAUCUUUACCAAAUCAUGAGGGAGCGACAAAGCCCUUUCUCUGAAUGGGAGAUACGUAGCUUCAUGUCUCAGAUGCUGCAAGGACUUGCUCACAUGCACAGAAACGGAUAUUUUCAUCGAGAUCUGAAACCUGAAAACUUGCUGGUGACAAAGGAUGUUCUGAAAGUUGCUGAUUUUGGACUGGCGAGAGAAGUAUCAUCAAUGCCUCCUUAUACGGAAUAUGUUUCUACUCGAUGGUACCGUGCUCCAGAAGUUUUGUUGCAGUCUUCCACCUACACUCCUGCUAUUGAUAUGUGGGCUGUUGGUGCUAUAUUAGCAGAGCUUUUUACUUCAUCUCCUAUUUUUCCCGGGGAAAGUGAAAUAGAUCAACUGUACAAGGUAUGCUGUGUUUUGGGUGCACCGGAUUGGACUUCUUUUCCCGAAGCAACAAACAUCACUCGUUUAAUCAAUAUUAGUUAUUCAGAGAUUUUACCUACCAACCUGUCGGAUAUCAUUCCCAGUGCUAGCCCUGAGGCUAUUGAUUUAAUUAUGCAACUUUGUUUGUGGGACCCGUUAAGGAGGCCAACUGCAGAUCAGGCAUUGCAGCAUCCCUUUUUUAAUGGGGAUGCUCGUGUUCCACGUCCACUGCUGCACGAUCCACUUGAGCUGAGUUUAAACAUGGGGUCAAAGCCAAAUCUUGAGUUGAAUCUAUGGGAUUUUGACACACAACCUGAUGAUUGUUUUCUGGGCCUGACAUUAGCUGUAAAACCUAGUGUUUCAAAACUAGAGGCGGUCCAUAAUGUCUCUCAACGUAUGGAAGAGGAGAUACUGUUUUGUCCUAGUCUGAAUGAUCAUCCAGAGCAAUCAGUUUUUUGGUCAUUGCUUACUCCUGAUCAAAAUAGAAUUCGCACACCAGUUGAAUCCUCCUUCUCUCUCUCAUUCAGUUCAAUUCAGCAUCCACCGAUUGGAGUCCCACAAUCCACUGGGUUCGCAAUAGCAUCAUUGCAGCCUAACCUCCCUGUUGGUCAAAACUAUUGGGUGUGGCCUCCCCCUUCUGGCAAGGUUAUCCCCUGAUUGAGUGUGUUGGAUAGCCUAAUAAGGGCCUGUAGAGGAAUUUGUAAUUUAUUUCAUUUCCCUUUGUAAAGCCAGGAUCCAUUUAGUACCCCCCAUAGCUUUCUAUUGUAGUCGAAUCUAUAAGCUUUCGCCAUUAUUCGUCCGCAAAAUCGUUGUCCCAAGAAAGUUCCCGGGCAGUUUUUCAGAUUUCAUCACUCAGUUAGGAAAUUUCACCUUUACAGUAAACGUUGGCUGGAAUACGCAUCUUGGUUAAUACAUCUUCCAUACAAAUCUCUCCUCACUGCGUGCGGUGUGCCGAUGAUGUGCAGGUAAUGAAAAAUGUCUGAUUCUCAACCCAAUACAAAGUUAGUUAUAAUGAGCAGUCUUCAUCUCCAUGUAUUUCAUUUCCAUAUCAUCGACCAUUGAUGAAUUUUUAUCGAGUUGAACCUAAUAAUAUUUGUACA